AUGCCAGUCCAAGGUCUUCGAACGGUCACAUCAGCCAGGAAUGGCGUUGGCGCCUUCAUCCUUCAAUGCAAGCGCCUUGACUUUCACUACUGCAACCAUGGCGGCAGUUCUCGGGGAAUGCUCGCCUUCCUGACCCAGACUCUCCCCGAAUUCGCCCGCGAAAACCCCCAAAUCGAAGUCCGAGUAGCACCCCGACACGGCAAGCACCCUGUUAUCAAGGGCGAGUACAUCAAUGGUCGCGAGAAGGCCAUCUGUGUACGAAACAUGGAGCCCGGCGAGAUCCUCAAGAAGGCGAUGAUCUUGAAGGAUGCCAGCGGAGAGAAGCUCAAGCGGACCAAGAAGCCCGUCACGAGUCUUAACGAGAGUGUGCGUGGUAUCUGGUCACCAUACCAUGGAGAUCUGCGUGGUGUAUAA
Molecule: messenger RNA, 414 nt
Organism: Penicillium malachiteum
Lineage: Eukaryota; Fungi; Ascomycota; Eurotiomycetes; Eurotiales; Aspergillaceae
Product: mitochondrial 54S ribosomal protein mL43
Exons: 3
Coding region: 1-414 (137 amino acids)
Biological process (GO): mitochondrial translation
Cellular component (GO): mitochondrial large ribosomal subunit
Molecular function (GO): structural constituent of ribosome
Source: RefSeq, a predicted model, not a curated record